GAGUCAGAGAAAAAUAUAACAUAGAUAUUUGCUAAUGGAUAAGCAUAUCGAUAACAUCAAUCAUUGUCUUCAACUUAAUUUAUUUUAGGCCCAUGGGAAGAAAAGUCUUCUGCGUUAAUAAUUUCUAGAUCUUUCCACAACAUUCAUACGCAACUCCCUUAAAUCUUGAAACGACCAAUUUCUUCAAAACAAUAGUUUGUUUGCGAUGGCGACAGAACAAGAAGCUGAAGUUGGAACAGAGACAUCCUCUGUUUCCGGAAGGUUUUUGAGGAACAGAGAUUUAUAUCUCUUCUUGCCUUUUCUCUUAGGCUUCUCUGAUCAAGAAUCAUCAAACGGAGAUGAUGAUGAUGUUGCUUCAUCGCGUGAGAGAAUCAUUUUAGUCAACCCUUUUACACAAGGAAUGAUUGUGCUCGAAGGCUCAUCAGGAAUGAAUCCUCUGCUUCGUAGCUUACUGGAGUCACGUGAGGAAGGUCGUCCUCCUGCGUCCAAGGCUUCCAUCGAUGCGAUGCCGAUCGUUGAGAUUGAUGGCUGUGAAGGAGAGUGUGUGAUCUGUUUGGAGGAGUGGAAGUCCGAGGAGACGGUGAAGGAGAUGCCGUGUAAGCAUAGGUUUCACGGUGGAUGUAUAGAGAAAUGGUUAGGGUUUCAUGGGUCGUGUCCUGUUUGUAGGUACGAGAUGCCUGUUGAUGGAGAUGAGAUUGGGAAGAAAAGAAACGAUGGGAAUGAGAUUUGGGUUAGGUUCAGUUUCAACGAUGGUCGGAGAAUUAGAGAUUUUUCUGCGCAGGACGGUGGAAACAGUGAUGGUGUUGAGUCCGAGAAUUAGGAUUUACAUAAGAAGCUUUUGUAAAAAAAACUUGUGCCUUUUUUUGUUCUUGUUCUGGGAAAAGGUUGAUGAACUUUUUUUGUCUUAAGAUGGUACAAAGUAAGCUCAGGAAUCUCCAUAAUCCUCAUCAAACCCUGAGGCAUCACUUCUGAUAUCACACAUAACAAAGAGAAAAAAAUGAAAAAACAAUCAAGAAAUGUGCAUAAGACCAAACCACAAACACUUCUUGAUUCCUUGAUUAAGAGUUUUCAGAAGGACAAAGAAGAUAGAGACGAACUUUCUGGCCCACCAAGUUGAUUAACAGCAUCGAUGAAUCUGUUUUGAAGCUCACAACUCCAUUUCAAUCUCUCCUUAGAUUCCUUUGACUUAUGGUUCUUAUCAUUUACCAUGUUCUGUAGUAACAAUCAAGAAUGAUCCCAAACGCAAAAACAUUACUCUGGCCACAAUAAAGAUUAAAAAGAAGGAUUUUAUUUUCACGAUUGUUGCACAGAUAUGGAGAUUAAAAACAUGUAGUUGUUGGAGUUUGCUUUUACGCUUGUUCUUCAAAUCUU
Molecule: messenger RNA, 1371 nt
Organism: Arabidopsis thaliana (thale cress)
Lineage: Eukaryota; Viridiplantae; Streptophyta; Magnoliopsida; Brassicales; Brassicaceae
Product: RING/U-box superfamily protein
Exons: 1
Coding region: 206-820 (204 amino acids)
Biological process (GO): protein ubiquitination
Cellular component (GO): cytoplasm
Molecular function (GO): ubiquitin-protein transferase activity; ubiquitin protein ligase activity
Source: RefSeq, marked reviewed